CACACUCAUCCAAACGCCGUCUUUGUAACAGUCGCUUCAACUAAAUCUCAUCAACAUGAUCAGACCUGUGCUGGAGAUACUGCUGGUGGUGGUGGUCACCUCACAGGCCCACAAACACUACGGCAACUACAACGCCAAUAAGCCCCAGGCGACGUGUGUGCCGAAGGUUCAGUAUGUGACAACCACGCAGACGCAAACCAACUUCAUCUCUACGACUCUCUACCACAUCAACACACAGUACACGACCAGGUACCAGCCCCAGAUUCUAACGCACACGCAGCAGCAGACGCAAUACUUGACGCAGACGAGGACGGUGUCGCAGUACAUGACGCAGACCGUGCCGGAGUACGUGACCACCACACAGUACGAGCAGCAGUACAUCACGGUGACGCAGCCAUGUCAACUAGAGACUGUAGGCUACAAUCAGCGAGGCUAUCAGGGCUAGAACCGAGGGUAUGACUAUGAUGCUUUAAGACUCGUAAGUUAAGUUUCUUUGGUAACUGAUCAUUUGGCUGACAUUAAAGCUACCAUACUAAGAUGACGGGCAAAACAAGUCAAAGUUGCUCUGAGAUUCAACUCUAACAAAAUGCGUUCUAUUACCCUCAGUUACCAGGGAUACGUUAAGUUACGGAUCUUUGGGAAUUCAGAGAGGAUCUUUAUUGACGUGUACAUGGAGCUGAAUUCUGGAAGAUUUACCCAAAAAAAAAAGCAUUUCUGAAUGUCUAGGCGUGAGGUUUAUCGUUCUUUACGUCUCUGAAAAUUUUGUAUUUUGAACUUUGCCUUUUUCACUAUUUGGUAAUAAAUAAUAAAAUCGA
Messenger RNA from Homarus americanus (American lobster), 815 nucleotides. RefSeq lists its product as uncharacterized. Bases 56 to 445 code for a protein of 129 amino acids. The transcript has 5 exons. The record is from RefSeq and is a predicted model, not a curated record. Lineage: Eukaryota; Metazoa; Arthropoda; Malacostraca; Decapoda; Nephropidae.